This is a messenger RNA of Castor canadensis (American beaver), 675 nucleotides long. It is a transcript of the gene Fgfbp1, whose product is annotated as fibroblast growth factor binding protein 1. Lineage: Eukaryota; Metazoa; Chordata; Mammalia; Rodentia; Castoridae. The record is from RefSeq and is a predicted model, not a curated record. Gene Ontology annotation, molecular function: growth factor binding. Gene Ontology annotation, biological process: cell-cell signaling.
AUGAGGGUUCACAGCCUCAGUCUGCUCUCCGUCCUACUCCUGGCUGGUCAGGUGCUCUCAGAAAAUGUCAAAAGUGGAGCAAAGAAUGCACAGGGUAGCAUUCCUGAUGGAGAUCCUUCAGUCCCUCAGGGCAGGCGCCAGAAUAAGCAGAGAAGCAGGACAUCCAAGUCCGUGACCAACGGCAAGUUUGUCACCAAAGACCAAGCCACCUGCAGGUGGGCUGUGACUGAGCAGGAGCUGGGCAUCAUGCUGAAGGUUGAGUGCACUGGCAUGGACCAGGAGGUUUCUUGUGUCUUUGCUGGCGAUCCAACUGGGUGCCUAAAGCACAACGAGGAGAGGGUCUACUGGAAACAAAUUGCCCAGACCCUACGCAAACAGAAAAACAUCUGUGGAAACUCCAAGAGCAUCCUGAAGACCAGAGUGUGCAAAAAGAAGUUUCCAGAAUCUAAUCUCAAGCUAGUAAAUACCAUUCUACACGGAGACCUAAAGCCCAGGAAGGAGGAAGUAGAGCUCUCCCAAAGAGAGUCAACCAAGGUCAAAGAGGACAAAGAUCCUAAGUGUGCAGAGGACCCAGAAGUGGUAAACCAGAGGAAAACUGCCCUGGAGUUCUGUGGGGAGUCCUGGAGCUCCUUCUGCACAUUCUUCCUCACCAUGUUUCAAGCUGCAUCAUGUUAA